GCAGUGCCAGCCUCGUCUGUGCGUUCUCUUGGCGACGAGGAGCGGGGCGUUCCACAUGCACCUGCGGAACAAGACAGAAAUAUCAAGUAUGCCUUUGUCGUGAACACUUUCUGGCUUGCGCGAUUGCGAGCCGGACGCUGUGAAAAAGCGACGCAGUUCGUAAGUAGCGGUGAAAAAGAGCACGAUCACCAGAGCAGUACAACAAAGCUUUCUGCGGUUGCAGCCAAGAACGAGGCAUCAUCUUCCGACACGACGUUCGAUCCUGAUCACGGUGGAGAACUAAAUCCAGAACUUACAGAGCCUAGCCGCAGCGGGCGAAGAACGCAGAGCAGAAAUUCUCCAUUACUUUCAGCGAUCGGUCGUGGGCCCGACGAGCACCCGCACGGUGGGAGUUCUAGAAUGCGACCGCUCUUGGGAGAGCCGCCGCUCGUACCGGGUCAGGCAAAUGCUUCUGCACGUGAUGGAACGUCAGCGCAACACAGAACCGGUCGCGUUCCACUUCGAGGGGAAGAUGCUGCAAGCGCUCCGGAUCCCGGCCACGCGAUUCCCGCCAACGAGGUACAGAGCUACGCGCGUCCGACUCCCGCCAACGAAGAUGUAGCGAAGAUUCAACGGCUUGGGUAUUUGCGAGCAGGACUUAGCAGCCUGACGUGCAGCUUUCGCGUUGGAAUCACAAACAAGGAAGCUCUGGAUUUCUACGCAAACAGUCGAUACUUCACGAAUGAUACGAAUUUCCUUCUGCUAUGCAAUGUGGUUGGUUAGCGAGUGCCGGCUCUGAAGUCCAAUGUUUCUGGAUGGCUUGUGGUGCAUGCAAUAUUUUUCUAAAGACAGUUGCACGCCAUGCACUUAGAUGGGGCCCUGCUCCACAUGUCGGAUAUCAGUCACCGAAUCCACAUCUGCGGAGUGCUCCACCUAAGAGUAAGAAGAGAAGCAGCCAGCAGUAUUUUCAAAUGAUAAUAAUUUCGGUUUGGGCUAUGUCAUUUGCAUUUUCUUCUGCGCCUCGCCCGGCAAUUGAGCUUUCUCAUCGCAUAAUCCAUCCGUUUAGCAAUUUUCGGGGUGUAUAACGUGGUGAUUCUGUACUCCCUCGCGUUCGACCUGAUUCAAGACGAGUCCCAUGAUCACGGGUGGUUUACGUAUCUGAAGCACUGGGUAUUCCUGUUGACCAGCUUCUACUUGAUGCUGGCGUGCUACGUGACGUACACAUCGCAAAGCACGUUGAGAAAAGUGGCAGGAUAGAAGACGCCGGAAGUGA
Molecule: messenger RNA, 1252 nt
Organism: Amoebophrya sp. A120
Lineage: Eukaryota; Dinophyceae; Syndiniales; Amoebophryaceae
Source: the annotation of a GenBank genome assembly